AUGUUGGGCGAUUCAAUUAUUCUAAAUUGUCAAGCCGAUGGCACACCAACACCAGAAAUCUUGUGGUACAAAGAUGCUAAUCCAGUUGAUCCCUCGCCUACUGUCGGCAUCUUUAAUGAUGGCACCGAGUUACGGAUCUCCACCAUACGACACGAGGACAUCGGAGAGUACACUUGCAUUGCACGCAAUGGUGAGGGACAAGUCUCCCAUACGGCCCGUGUUAUAAUAGCGGGCGGCGCUGUAAUCAUGGUGCCGCCCACUAAUCAAACCAAACUCGAGGGCGAAAAGGUGAUAUUCUCGUGCGAAGCGAAAGCAAUGCCCGGUAAUGUCACCGUUAGAUGGUUUCGCGAGGGCUCUCCCGUACGGGAGGUGGCCUCACUGGAGACGCGCGUCACAAUACGCAAAGACGGUUCGCUAAUUAUAAAUCCAGUUAGCGCUGACGAUUCCGGUCAAUAUUUGUGCGAGGUGACGAAUGGCAUUGGAGAUCCGCAAAGUGCUUCGGCUUAUUUAAAUGUUGAAUAUCCUGCCAAAGUGACCUUCACACCCACUGUACAGUAUCUACCCUUCCGUUUGGCGGGCGUCGUUCAAUGUUACAUCAAAUCCAAUCCUACACUACAAUAUGUCACCUGGACCAAAGAUAAGCGCCUCCUUGAGCCGUAUCAAAUGAAAGACAUUGUCGUGAUGGCCAACGGAUCAUUGCUUUUUACGCGCGUCAACGAGGAUCAUCAGGGCCGCUACACCUGCACACCGUACAAUGCGCAAGGCACUCAGGGCUCGUCCGGUCCCAUGGAGGUGCUGGUGCGCAAGCCGCCCACAUUCACCGUCGAACCCGAAUCGCUGUAUCAGCGCAAGGUGGGCGACAGUGUGGAAAUGCAUUGCGAUGCCAUCGAAGCGGAGGGCACACAACGACCAACCAUCAAAUGGCAACGGCAAGAUGGCGGCGAAUUGACCGAAUCACAACGUACGCGCGCCAAGGUGUCUGGUGGCAAUAUAACAAUUGAAAAUUUACGCGGCGAAGACUUUGGCUACUAUCAGUGUGUCGUCUCGAAUGAAGUGGCCACAUUGAUGUCAGUGACACAGCUGGUUAUCGAAGGUACACAACCACAUGCGCCAUACAACAUCACCGGCAAGGCGACUGAGUCGUCGAUUACGUUGCAGUGGAUGCCCGGCUAUAGUGGCGGCUCUGAGUACAAGCAGGACUAUACGAUUUGGUAUCGCGAGGUUGGCGCUGCUGACUGGCAGACCAUUUCGGUGACCCCAUUGGGCAGCACGCAAGUGACGAUCAAUGGCUUGGCUUCGGGUACUACGUACGAAUUUCAGAUAGUCGGUCGAAAUGUGCUCGGCGAUGGACUGAUGAGCAAGGUGAUGACGGUGCGAACUUUAGAAGAUGCUCCGGCAGCGCCACGUAAUGUCAAGGCUGCAACACAACCGCCAGAUCAUAUUUUUCAACUAAUGCCAGACGAAGCUGGUCCGAAGCCCGGUCCACCGCGCAAUCUAACCGUCACCGAAGUUUCAAAUGGUUUUCUCAUAUCGUGGCAGGCGCCAUUGGAACGCGCUCAUAUCGUCAAAUUCUACACCAUCAAAUACCGUACCGAUGCCCAAUGGAAGACAUUGAAUCGUGGCCAAAUACGGCCCGAAGAGACCCAAUAUUUAGUUAAGAAUUUAGUCGGCGGUCGUACAUAUUAUUUUCGCGUCUUAGCUAAUUCAGAAAAAUCCUACGAGUCCAGUGAUGAAGUGAAAUUUCCGGUGCCGGCACGUGUCAAGCAUAAAGCGAUAACAGCCGGUGUCGUUGGGGGCAUCCUGUUUUUUAUUGUUGCGAUCAUUUUAUCGGUUUGUGCCGUAAAAAUUUGCAAUAAACGUAAACGACGAAAACAGGAAAAAGAGUUCAAUAUGGUAGCUUGCAGGAUAACUGAUGCCCGUAAUAUUGCAGCAAAUAAUCAUCAUUUGCAUCAGCAUCCACAACACCAUCAGCAACAGCAGUUGCAACAACAGCAACAGCAUACACAUCAACAAUUGCAACAUAAUAUGCAUAGCCGCAGUACGGGCUCACUUUCCGCUGGUCAAGUGCCUUUAAAAAAAUUUAAACAAACCCGAAUAUCAAGUCUAACCACGAUACUUAUUGCCAUACUACACUGGAUCUGGCCACCGGAUCGAUGCACCAACUGCCACUCCAUCUACAGUGCGCCACACUUGGAGGAGGACGGCGCGCGUGAUCUCCACUCUGUUAGUCAAAUUCAGCGCUCAGUCGACGGACGCUUCGUCAUCGCUGGCACAAAGACGGGCAGCAAUGGCAAACUCAAUGCGCUUACCAAUGGCAUCGAACUGGACGGCAUCGAUGAAGUGGAUGCAACUCCGACCAGCCGCAAUAGCCACGCAUCCCAAAACUCUUCCAGCGAUGACGGUGGUUUUCUAUCGCGUCGCAACUUCAUUACAGCACGCGCCUCCUGGCGUCGCCCUAUCGUCGCAGCACCCUCGCAGCUGAGCUUGCAAUCAGCUGUCGGAUCGGCACGUGGUUUCCUGCAGGGUCUAGGUGGUUUACUGCGCGUAGGAAGCAAUAGCGCCGUCGGUGGCAGCAAUAAUGGACUGACAGGUUUUACAGCAGCUAACGUGGCAUCUGCUACGGGGGAAGAUGUGGCCGGCAAUACAGGCGCACGCUACCAGAACAUCUAUCGUGGACACUAUGGACACAAUAUUUACCGAAACCUGCAGCCAGCACAACCUGCAAGCCGUCCCUUGCAUAUCAACACUUUGAGCGGUGGUGGUAUGCUAUUCGGCGGUCAUCAGUAUCACCAGCAGCACGUGCAUGGACUGAACCUAACACCCAAUAUUUAUACACCCUCGCGCAUCUCUCGCAUUUUCUCCAGCUCUCCGGCGAGCACGCCAAACGACACGCUGGGUGGCGGCACACAUCAUCACAUCGGCGGCGGUCUCAACGCAGGGGCGCCGCUUGGCAGUGGUGGCUUCCUCAGCUCGCCGUGGUCAAUGGCUACACCCGGUAGCGGUCACAUGCACACACAUUUUAGCGAUUUGAGUAGCGUAUACCCAAGCUCAGCCGAACGCUCGUUGCCCACACUGUCAGCCACCAGUGGCAAUCUCAGCCGAUACCGUUACUAUGCACAAGAGCUACCAUCGCUGCGCACCAUACAAGAGGAAACACGGCGCUACAACCAGCAGCAGCAGCAAGAGGAGCAGCAGCAACAGCAACAACAGGAUUUGCUUACGUCAGAUGGGUUUGUGCCACUGCAAAUACCCUCACCGCCCGCAUGGCGCAACUACUGCAGCACCCAACUGCCAUAUCAUAGCUACCGUCCGCGCACGCGCUGGUAUCCCCGCCAUUACGCGCGACUCUUUGGACGCACACACCCCGAACAAAUGUCACCGCUGCCACAUUUAAACCUCACGCUGCGCUCGGCGUCAGUUGGCGCCAUGGGGCUCGAAGCAUCACCAGAGUCCCGCUCCAGCUCAAGUGGCUUCGGCUCGAAAAAUACCUCCAACCACCCGCAAGGAUCUCAUCACUCUGGUAGCACCAGUGAAUGGCGAUUACUGCCACCAUAUCGACCACCACCACCGCCACCGCUCAGCAAUAGCGCCUACUUCGGUCUAGCGCAACCAAGUUUGCACCAGCAGGCGCAGGGACAAGCGCCAGCCAGCCACCACCACCAACAACUACACCAUCCAUCUCUAUUCGGUUCAAGCUCAUUACUCUACUAUCCUCACUACAGCAGCGCGACUUCUGGCAGUCUGCAGCAACAACACCAUCACCACUACCACCAGCAGCAGCAGCAAAGACAAACAACGCCACCCUACACAAUGGAACACUGGCUGGGUAUGAUCUCAGACCUAAACGCAGCCACCGACAAUGUUAAUCUACCGAAAUCGGUUGAUGUGGGCAGUGUGGAUGGCCACUACGAAUUUGACCCGGCGACGCCAACGCCCAGUGUAUCCACACCUACAGGCGGCCUGUUUCGCGAAGAUCUCAAUCUGCAUGUAGAUACAACCGGCCAUCAUACGAUUGAUCCCCUAAGCAGUGGCGGCAUUUUCCAACACGCUACCAAUAGCGCGCUUACGUCAGGCGCAGCGACGUAUGGCGGUCCAAUGCGGAAAACACGUUUCUCACGCUAUGACAAUGUAGACGCGCGACUGCAGGCGAUGCGUGAAGAAUUCUACGAGUAUCGCAAGCGACAGGCCAUGCAACAGGCGGGGGUGGCGGAGUUGGAGAGUGUUUGCUGAUAAGGGGAUUGCAAGAUUUGUGAGUAAGUAUCUAAAACGUGUGUGUAUAAUUGCGUAGGCAAUUCGGUAGUUACGUAUGCAUGUGUGUAUGCGUGUAGUUAUAGCAAUAAGUAGAGUGUUGGGCUAAGUUUAGGGAAGCUUAAAAUCAAAUAUGCUUUUUUGUUUGGAAAAACUGUACGAUUAGAAUUGGGAAUAUUGCUUUCAUUAAAAAAGAGCCGCAAAAGGUAGCGUUCAUAAGAGAGUAUGAUGUAAAAUGCAAGCGUAUAUUUCUUACUGCCCAUAACAAAAGAUUAUAGAAAAACACACAAAAUUCAAGCACACUUCAGUUUAGUUGUUUUAUUUUUUAAUGGUAGCUGUUACUAAAUCUAGAACUGAUAGUUGAUUAAUUUUUCAAUUGAUCGGAUUUGGCACUCAAUAUGAAGUAAUGUUAGACAUUUCGAAUGUACUUUUACCAUUUCAAUUGCCUUCUUGGUUAUUUAGGAAUAAAUAAGCCCUUGAAGUCCUUUAGUUCUAAAAGAAAUAUUACUGCUAAUACCCUCAGAGAUGUAUACUACAAUUUAACACACUUCUUAUGUGAUGCUUUCAACCUUUGAUAAACCAACAAAUAGUCAAUCGAAAAUGCAGGGUUCGUUUACCGCAAUGAAACUGAAUUAUCUGCUGUAAAUCUUCGAAAAGGCUACUUUGUUAAAAAAACUAUCUAUAGGAAAAUAUUAUACAUAGAUCCAUUUUGAUUCAACAACGCAUGCAACCUACGGCCACUUGGCGGCUUUUAUAAUUACAGUGCGUCAUACAGAGAGAGGGAAGCUCCACUUUAAAAUAUUCUGCAGGAAUGGCUUACAGAGUGUUUUUUAGCCUCAUUCUUGCGAGGGCUGGACACUCGCAAUGGAAGUGUUUGACUGCCCGUUUUGAGUCUGGAUCGUCGCUAUUGCGGCAAAACCUACUGAUGGACAAUCCAAUCCUUUCGGCAUGUACCCCAACGCGCCAGUGGCCUAACACGCUGCAGUAAGUUUGUAGGCAUCGUCAUUGCUCAUUCGUAAGAGAGCUUUGUUCUAAGUGAGUAGUGGGAAACCCAUAACUGCCGGGUAACCCUAAACGAUCCUGUACGGUUCCAUCUCUGCUUGGAGUUCGAGUGAUACAUUUUGGUAAAUUUUGCUAUAUCUUCCUGGGCGAGGCGCCAUUAAUAUGCAAAAAUAUUCACUAACGAUUGAAUGCCAUUUUAAAGGAAAUUUUAUGAGUCGUAAAGAAAACUUAACCAUUUCCAUUUGAAGAUGCCCAAUAAAACAUGCAUUUGCAUGAGAUUCCGAACCCUACUGAUAACCUCUGAACUAGGAGGUGACGAUAGUAACUUUGGAAAAUGAGUGAUGCAGCACUGGGCCCAGUGACGAAACAGUUACGAGGACGCGAAAUUUCAAAAUUCUUAAUAAAAUAUUUCUAUUUUAGGUGAGGCAAAAAUUGCCAUUGAGCUCCCCGAAGUAAGUUCUUGUAACCUGAGAUAACUAGGAAAUCUGUGUGAAACUCUUUCCCUGAACCAAUAUUUCAACUUUUGUUUUCAAUUAACAUCUGCGACUAUCGGUCCACAUUAAAACGAGUUUUCAACUGUGUAAUACCUUCCCAUUGAAGCGAGUGAUCGAAUGUAGGAAGACUCUAAAAUUGUUAGCCGUGACGUUUUCUGGGAUUGUGGAGAGAGCUCCCGAGUGAUAUUCAAUCUCUAUAAACUACGAAGAGGGCGCUAACAUAAAGUUAGAAAUGAACCUCAGUUAACCAUUUGUUUAAAGCGUACAUUCUCCAAAAACAAAGGUGUUUGCUAGAGAUUUCCCAUACUACUAGUUCACCUUAAUGCAGAGCAUAAUAUUUGGGUUGGGUUUUUGAUAGGCUUUAGUGGGUUGCCCGGGUUUCAAUAUAUAUGAUUAUGGCCUUAUGAUCAAUAUGUGUGUAAGCAUUGCUUAUAAACCAAUUUGUAAUUCUGCUUAGCCAUCCACUUAUAAGGAGCUAAUUGGUGUCAGUCUGGUCAAGCAGCGAUCCAUGUUAUCAAGCACAAGGUCGAAACCGGUAUCCACAGACUGUCUGCAGCAUCACACUGUACGGGUUUCAACUUUCUCUAAAGCAUUAAUGCGCUUAAAUAUGGUUUCGUAGAGGAGGUAAAGAAAUUAAAUGAGAAGUGUCCCAUAUCUUAGCCAUCACUAGCAGUAAAGAUCCAUUGAUGCCUUUUCCACGCUCACCUCAAUAUUAGGCCUCCGAAACCGUUUUCCAUCUCGAAUCAAGCGCUAGUACUUGACUAUGUCGAAGAGCGCCAAUCGAGCGUCUAUAAUUCAGCUAAUAGUCACAUGGGGUGUCUUGUAUGUAAUUCCUUGCGAAAAAAAAAUGCAUUUUAUCUUACAAGGAUUCUCAGCGAAUCCACCGUGCGCACGAAACUUUCUCCUCAGGUUCAAGAAUACUUGGGACUUAUCAAGGCUCAUACUUCAGAAAUUUAACCCUCACAGAAAAUGUAACCUCAGCCUCCCUCGGCAGAGUCUAAUUUUCAAUCCAGCUCUAGCAGGUUUUUUACAACCACAAACCAAAUAAGGAGCGAGAACACAACACCCUGUGGCAUGCCAUUGUUCACCGUAAGCUUUUGGGUGCAACUGCUCUACUCCGUCCGACAGUUUUGUUGUAGAGCUUGCGAUUUAUGAGCUGAACAAUGUCGGUUUCGACCUCAAGCUUACAAAGGAAUUUGAAGAUUGCCACCAGAGGUACAUUGCUAAAAUUUCUGCUCGACACGAGAAAAACGCUUGCAGUGAAGUCUUUAUGAUUGAGGGCUUUCUCUACUGGCUUCACGAUCGUAUAUAGAGCGGUCUAGAGCGAACACGUGUAGUUCUCACUUCAGAUGUGUAGAUCAGCCCACAUUUUUAAAGAUAUAAGCACGAACGUAGAGAUAUAAUUGUUCUGAAAUGAUUGAGAGGGAUAUGAGUGUUUUUGAUGGUCUUCGGUAUAAACGUCAGCCUGACAAUUCUUCAAGCUUUGCGCGCCCUCAUUCGCCAUUAGAAUGUUGUGAGCCACGAC
Messenger RNA from Rhagoletis pomonella (apple maggot), 7269 nucleotides. Its product is annotated as protein turtle-like. Lineage: Eukaryota; Metazoa; Arthropoda; Insecta; Diptera; Tephritidae. Bases 1 to 4230 code for a protein of 1409 amino acids. The record is from RefSeq and is a predicted model, not a curated record. Gene Ontology annotation, biological process: axon guidance; homophilic cell-cell adhesion; dendrite self-avoidance. Gene Ontology annotation, molecular function: cell-cell adhesion mediator activity. Gene Ontology annotation, cellular component: plasma membrane; axon. The transcript has 8 exons.